Mesitornis unicolor (brown roatelo) is the source of this 677-nucleotide messenger RNA. Its product is annotated as chromosome unknown open reading frame, human C11orf58. Bases 47 to 442 code for a protein of 131 amino acids. Lineage: Eukaryota; Metazoa; Chordata; Aves; Mesitornithiformes; Mesitornithidae. The transcript has 4 exons. The record is from RefSeq and is a predicted model, not a curated record.
GGCGGACCUCGGCAACGAGGAGCGGAAGCAGAAGUUCCUGCGGCUGAUGGGCGCUGGGAAGAAAGAACAUACUGGCCGCCUUGUUAUCGGAGACCACAGAUCAACCUCUCACUUCAGGACAGGGGAAGAAGACAAGAAAAUGAACGAAGAGUUGGAGUCUCAGUACCAACAGAGCAUGGACAGCACGCUGUCUGGACGAAACCGGCGCCAUUGUGGACUUGGUUUCAGUGAGUUUCAGGAAGGUGAAGACCAAGAAGAAGCAGGUGGACACUCCUCUGAAGAGAGUUCAGAGGACUCUGACAGUGGCUCGGAGUCGGAGCAAGAGGAGUCUGCAGAGGAGCUACAAGCUGCUGAAAAACCUGAUGAAGCUGAAGUUCCAGAAAACAAAAAAGAAACAAAAAGCAAUUAUAAAAUGAUGUUUGUUAAAGCUAGUGGUUCAUAACUGCAGAUGUAACAGCUUUAAAGUACAGUAAGCCUUAUCGUUACAGUGCAAAGUGGAGGACUGCUACAGCACAAAUCUUUGUAUUAUGAUUUUAAAAAGACCCCAUUAGAUGACAAAAAGUUGUAUUUGCUUUCAGUUGCCAUGGAUGACCCUUUUAAGGGCACAGUGAUAUGACUGUUUUUUGUAAAGUGUAUAAAAUACUGGAUGGAGAAAUAAAUUUUUUGUUUCUGCCCAA